UAUUUGGCCACAGACUUCAUUCCUGAGACAAAACACCAAAGUCCAAAAAUCAAAAUUCAUUAUUUGGCUAACAUGUCCAAUCAGAAUUUACUAACUCAUCCUAGUGCAGACGCCCCCUUUUCUUCUUAAAAUCCCACUCCUGCAAAAAUCCACUUGCUUCAUUGCUGCUGCUAUUACUGCUUCUUUCUUUCUGCCUUUACAGGCCCUACACCCCACUUGCCCCUCCAAGGUAAUAAAUGUCCUUUAUGCUGAGAAUUUCUUCUCUGGGUGUGUCCUGUUCUGAUUUCAAGGCCAGGUGUCCUGCCUUACAAGAGUCAUGGAAGGCUUCCUUCUCUCUGGGCUCUUCCUUUCCUGUACUCCUUCCUUCCCAGUGGAGCCAUCCAGACACAGCUGGACAGAGUUGCCAGCUGCCUCUGCCCUGUCCUCCUUGCAUGGCUGAUAAACAGCUUGAGCCCUCUACUCCAGGUCUGCAAGGAAAGCAACAUCAUCUCCAACAUCAUGGCUGACUUUGUCAGUAGAAGCGAGCGCUUGCGAGUUCUGUCUUCAUGGUUUAUUGUGUAACAUUGAGGCAGCCACUCCCCUGUGUGGCUUUUGCUGACUUGAGAGUCAUUUCCUCUUAGACACACAGUUGUAGAAGUUGACCUUGGGCAAGACAUCAGACCUCUGAACCUUGGUUUCCUUGUUGGUAAUCAGGAGGUGACAAAGCACCUUACUUACGCCUAAGGCACGGCUGUAAGUGUGUCUCAGGUAGCUAGUCAUUACUUAGGCACUAUUUUUCUUACUUAUCUCUUUAACUUGCAGUGCUAAAUAUGGAGCCCAGAUCCUUGUGCACGUUGAGCCAGCGCUCUCCCCCUGAGCUCCAAGCUUGGCCAGAGGUUUCUAUUCUAAUCUGUUGAGUGACUUCCUCAGCAGCCCAGGCUGGGUCACUGUCUACUCCUGAGGAGGCCUAUAAUCUCCUGCCAGAACAAGGUGUUGUGGUCGGUUCUCCUGCAGGGAUGGAAUUUCUCUUCCCACAAAGGGAUGGGCAAGAUCACCUUUGAAGAGGUGACCUUGACAUCGCUGGAUCUCAUUUCUUCUUUCGUCUAACGAGAUGUUAACCUCUGUUUGGCCCCUUCGUGGGGCUGUGUGGGUUUAAGUACAUCUAAAUAUGGCCCGUGCUUGUCUCUCUGGGUGGUGGCUACUUUCUGUGUUCACUGACAUCCCUCUGUCAGCACGGAAGGGUGUAGGUCCAGCAACAUGUAAUGGUUGGGGGACUGUGAACUGAGCCUUAAUGUUGGGCUGUAACUGUUCUCAUACAAACAGCUGAUGGCCCACCAUGUACCCCAGGCUGGGGCUCCACCAUCUGACAACAGGAAGCAGAGGCUGGCUAAAACCAAGACAUUUAUUUGUUAGAGGUGAACCAGGUAGGGAUGGGAAAGCUAAGAGUCACACAUAAGUAAUCAGUGCAAAAUAAUAAUUCCCUCCCUACUCUUUCCUGUCAAGAACUUUCUAGAUUCCCCACUUGAUUCUGGGAGGGAGGAGGAUAGAGGGUCACAGGAAUUCGAGACCCAAAGAAGGGAACUAACAGAAGGGCUUCUUAAGGGUUUCGGGCGCAAACCACAUCUGUUCUAAUUUCUGGUCUUCUAUUCUUAUGAAGGAAUGGGAAGGUGCUACCUUUGUGGCCCUCAGGACAGAUGCCAGAGCCAAAACUCAAGAGAAUCAUCUAGGGCAGUGUUUCUCAAUCUAUGGGUCACAAUCUCUUGGGAGUCCAGUGAUUUUUAUUAUGAUUCAUAAUAGUAGCAAAAUUAUAGUUUCGAAGUAGCAACGGAAAUAAUUUUGUGGUUGGGGGUCUGCACAACAUGAGGCUGCAGUAUUAAAGGGUUCCACCAUUAGGAAGGUUGAGAACCACUGGUCUAAGGCGAUGUGGCCAGCACUUAAGAGGAGAAUUUGAGCCUGAGGUUUUGGGGUCACGGGUGUGCUCCUGAGCCUACACUUCAAUGCUAGUGCGUUGUCCUCGUCUCCUCCAUUUCUCCCCCAGAGCAUUCUGGGAGAGUUGCUUCACUGUGGGAUGUCCUGGAAACCAUCCUCCUGAGGAGGAGCCUGGCCUCCUGUUCUGGGACAAGGACAAGAGGCAGGGCAGGCUGUAGAACUUGGAACAGAGACAGGAACUUUCCAGGGCUGAGUCUGGCUCUUCUGCCAACCUCUUUCCAUCCUCCCUGUCUCUGCGCCCAGCGUUCUUCUGUAGCCUAGGCAACCCUUGAUCCCUCUGGCAGAGACACAUCUGGAGACCGUGCCUUUCCAGGUCAGGUCUCAGGUGACAGCGGCUGUCGCGCACUGGAAGUCGGCAGUCAGGACCCUGGACCCAACUCCACUAAGUUUUGCUCAGCGGCUCCUCCUGCCUCCAUCCAAUAUGUCCUCCGGGAAGUGUAGAAAGAAGGGUUGUGCGGGUCCGACGGCGCUCCGGCCCCACCCACCGCCUCGCAGAUGCCCACCUUACCCUGUCUUGGUAGUAGGCAGAGAGGCAAGUCCUGCUGCGAGCUCCAAGCCGAGGCGGGUUCCGGGCACCCUUCUUGGGCGCCCUGGGGCUGGCACUUUGAAUCCACGUGAUUUCUCGGCAGCGGCAGCAGGUUCUAUGAAUUGGCGAACAGCGCUCUGUGGCCACUUUCAGUUUCGCACAGAGCGCGGUGGAGCCAGAGCUAAGCCCGUGAAUUCCCUGCUCAGGAAUCUGACCUAGAGUACUUUGUGGAUGAUGGCCUUGAGAUUCCAAGAGGCUGAGUAACACAUGAAGUCUCACAGCGGGCACCCAGCAGGCAGGAGUCCAGGUCAUGUCACCACUGCUGAUUCAUAUUUGCUCUCCCAAUAUUACCAAACCGGACUGCUGGUACAUUCAUAAAGAGUUUGCAAGUGGAUCGAGCUGCCACCCCUGUGAACUGAACUGCUGAUUUCCUGACAACACAGAUGAGAUUUGCUCCAAAGAACCAUUUCUAAACAGGACCUGAACUACAGAAACAUCCUAUAAACUAAGGGUCAGAAGACAAGGAACAGACACCCAGGAGACCCCGUAUAUGGGUAUACCAGGCCAUCUAUCAUGAUCCAAGAAGCCAGGGCCAGCUUCUGAUGGACGCCGAGAGCUAUCGGCUGGGCAAUGAGAACCUAUGGGCCUGGCUGGUGGAGCUGCUGAGCAAAAAACCAGAAUGGCUGAGUGCCAAGGUCAGGUUCUUCCUCCCUACCCUGGACCCGGACUGCAGCAAUGAGGCCCCCAUCUCUGAGGUCACUCACCAUCAGCUCAACAGGCUGUUUGCCCAAGGCCCGGCCACCUGGGAGUCUUUCAUCUACACUCUGUGCAUCGAGCUUGAAGUGCCUCUAAGCUUGGAGGUACCACUGCUGAGCAUCUGGGGCCAAAAGGAUGAAUUCUCUAAGCAGCUAGGAGCGUGUGAGGAGAGCCAUCCUGGACCUGAGCUGCACCAUGGUGUCAAGCGUCCUUUUCAGAGCUACGGGUCCUCACCCCGCAGGAAGCACAGCAGGAAGCAGCAGCUCGAGUUGGUCAAGAAGUACCUGAAGCUCCUGAGGACCUCUGCCCAACAGUGCCAUGGCGGCCAAUGCCCAGGAGCAUGGAAUGCUCGUGACUCCCCACAGACCUACAUCCCCCCAAUUGUUCAGUGGAGUGGGACUUCAGCACCCUUGGAUGCUCAAGAGGGAGCCAGGAUAGGAGGAGACCCUGAAGCAGCAGACAGCACCGAUGUGAGCAUCCAUGAUCUCUUCAACUUCAAGGCCCACAAGGGACCUCGAGUGACAGUAGUUCUGGGAAAGGCCGGGAUGGGUAAGACCACCCUGGCACAUCGGCUCCACUGGAGGUGGGCUCACGGUCAGCUGGACCGCUUCCAGGCCGUGUUCCUUUUGGAGUUCCGCCAGCUCAACAUGAUCACACAGUUGCUGACACUGCCCCAGCUCCUCUUUGAUCUGUACUUGAGUCCAGAGUCAGACGAUGCGGAUGCCGUUUGGCAGUACCUGGAAGAGAAUGCCCACCAAAUCCUACUGAUCUUUGACGGGUUGGAUGAGGCUCUCCACACUGAUUCCGUGGGUACUGACAAUGCGGGCUCGGCCCUCACCCUCUUUUCUGAGCUCUGCCACGGGGACCUCCUACCAGGCUGCUGGGUGAUGACUACCUCUCGUCCUGGGAAACUGCCUUCCUGCGUGCCCACAGAGGCAGCCAUGGUGUACAUGUGGGGCUUUGAUGGGCUGCGGGUGGAGAAGUAUGUCACCCACUUCUUCAGUGACCUUCUCUCUCAGGAACUGGCCUUGAAAGAAAUGAGAGCCAAUGAACGCCUCCGGGGUAUGUGUGCAAUACCCGCGUUGUGCAGAGUCGCCUGCUUCUGCCUUCGCUGCAGUCUGCUUUCUGGAAGUUCCCCAGGGCAGUCCUCAGCCCUCCUGCCCACCAUAACCCAGUUGUACCUGCAGAUGGUGAAAACUUUUAGCUCCAGUGGGACUCUGUCAGCCACAUCCUUGUUGGGCCUUGGAAACGUGGCCCUUAGGGGACUGGUCACUGGGAAGGUCAUCUUCUCUGUGGAAGACAUCCCUCCCCAACUGAUGGCCUUGGGAGCUGUCCACAGCCUCCUGACCUCCUUCUGUAUCCGUACGCGCUCUGGGCAUAAAGAAAUAGGCUAUGCUUUUGUACACCUCAACCUGCAGGAGUUCUUUGCCGCUCUGUAUCUGAUGGCCAGUGACACAGUGGACAAAGACACACUCAUCAACUAUGUCACCCUCAAUUCCCACUGGGUGCUGAGGACCAAAGCUAAACCAGGCCUCUCAGACCAUCUCCCCACCUUCCUGGCAGGCCUGGCCUCCCACACCUGCCACACAUUCCUUUGUCACCUGGCUCAGCAAGACGAAGCCUGGGUGGGCUCCAGGCAGGCCACUGUCAUCCAGGUGCUAAGGAAGUUGGCCAGCCGAAAGCUCACAGGGCCAAAGAUGGUAGAAUUGUAUCACUAUGUGGCUGAGACCCAGGAUCUGGAGCUGGCGAGGUUCGUUGCUCAAAGCCUUCCUUUCGAUCUCUCCUUCCACAAUUUCCCUCUGACCCGUGCAGACCUGGCUAGCCUGGCCAACAUUUUGGAGCACAGGGAUGGCCCCAUUCACCUGGAUUUUGAUGGCUGCCCACUGGAGCCCCACUGCCCAGAGGCUCUGGUUGGAUGUGGGCAGGUGGAGAAUCUCAGCUUUAAAAGCAGAAAAUGUGGGGAUGCCUUUGCAGAAGCCCUGUGCAGGAGCUUGCCUACUAUGGGGAGCCUGAAGAUGCUGGGGUUAACAGGAAGUAAGAUUACAGCCCAAGGCAUCAGCCACCUGAUACAGGCUUUGCCCCUCUGUUCCCAGCUGGAGGAGGUCAGUUUGCAUGACAACCAGCUCAAGGACCCAGAGGUGCUGAGUCUUGUGGACUUGAUCCCUUGCCUGCGGAAGCUCCAGAAGCUUGACCUGAGCCAAAACAGCUUCUGCAUGUCAACCCUUCUGUCCUCGGUGAAGGCGGCCAUCACAUGCCCCACUGUCAGGAAGCUGCAGGUCAGGGAAUCAGAACUCAUCUUUUUUCUGUCCCCGGUCCCAGAGACAGCAACACAGCAGUCAGGAGCAUCAGACGCACAGGGCGAAGAUAGCCCGAAGGAAGGACAGAGUCGAAACCUGCAACUCAGGCUUCAGAAAUGUCAGCUGAGAGUCCAUGAUGCAAAAGCCCUUGUGGAGCUCUUCCAGAAAGGCCCCCGGCUGGAGGAAGUAGAUCUUUCAGGGAACCAUCUGAAGGAUGAAGGCUGUCGACUGGUGACAAAGGCUGUUUCACAACUUCACAUUGCCCAGAAACUGGACCUCAGCGACAAUGGCCUCUCUCAGACUGGGGUGACCUAUCUGUUGAAGGCCGUGAGCACGUGUGGGACCCUGGAAGAGCUGCACAUCAGCCUGCUAACCAACACCGUGGUACUCACAUUUGCCCAGGAGCUGAGGGAUCAGGAGGGGAGCUUCAAGAGGGGGGCACAACUUACCGGCUUCAUGUCUCCUGUGACCUCUGAGUUGUCCCAGAGAUCUCGAAGGAUAAGGCUGACACACUGUGGCUUCCUGGCCGAGCACACAGAGAAGCUCUGUGAGGCAUUGAGAGUCAGCUGCCAGAGCCACCCCCUGGAUCAUCUCGACCUGUCAGACAACUUUUUGAAGGACAAAGGAGUGAUCCUACUAACCCAGCUCCUCCCAAGACUGGGUCCCCUGAAGUCCUUGAACCUCAGCAGGAAUGACUUCUCCAUGGAUGCCGUGUUUAGCUUGGUCCUGUGCAUGUCUUCCCUGCAGUGGCUGUUCCACCUAGAAGUCAGCCUUGAGAGUGACUGCAUCUUCCUUCGAGGAGCUGGGACCAGCAGGGAUGCACUAGCUGGUGGACCAGAAUUCCCAGCUGGAGCCCAGUUACUGGAGUUAAGUCAGCGGUGUACCUCCAGGAGUUUCUGCCUUCAGGAGUGUCAGCUGGAAUCCCUGAACCUUGCCUACCUCUGUGACGCUCUGGAGAAGUGCCCUGGGCCUCUGGAAAUCCAAUUGUCCUGCAAGUCCCUGAACGAUGACAGCCUGAAGACCCUGCUGCAGCGCCUGCCCCAGAUACCUCAGCUCAGCCAGCUGCGGCUGACACACACAGUCCUGUCUUCAAGAAGUCCCUUCCUGCUGGCUGACAUCUUCAACCUGUGCCCAUGGGUUCAGAAGGUCAAUCUCAGGUCCCUAAGCCAUGCUGUUCUGCACUUUAACUCCAAUGAGGAACAUGAGGCUGUGUGCUGUGGGUUCCCAGGAUGCAGCCUCAAACAGGAGCAUAUGGAAACACUAUGUUGUGCACUGAGCAAGUGCAAAGCCAUCAGCCAGCUUGACCUCACAGACAACCUGCUGGAUGACAGUGGGCUCAGGUGCCUUCUGGGGUACCUGCCACAGCUGCCUAUCUCUGGGUGGCUUGACCUCAGUCACAACAGUAUCUCUCAGGAAGGGGUCCUGUAUCUGCUGGAGACUCUGCCUUCCUACCCUCAUAUCCAAGAGGUCUCUGUGAGUCUGGGCACUAAGCAGAUCUUCCGAAUGCACUUCUCCAAAGAAGAAGGAACUGGAACAAUACUGAGGUUAUGUGAAUGCAGCUUCAGCACAGAACAAGUAUCCAGAUUGACUUCCAACCUGAGUCACCAACAGUUGACAGAGCUCUGGCUGACCAAGUGUGGCUUGGACCCGCCACAGCUGACCACGCUCCUGAACCUGGUGAAUCGGCCAGCAGGGUUGUUGGACCUCAGGUUGGAAGAGCCCUGGGUGGGCUAUGCCGGCUUACCAGCUCUAAUGGAAGUCUGUGCCCAGGCCUCAGGAUGUCUCACUGAGUUAAGCAUCUCUGAGAGCCAAGAGAAGCUGUGGCUCCAGCUGGAAUUUCCUCGCCAAGAAGAUCAUUCUGAGGCCAUGGCCCUCAGGUUGGCUCACUGUGACCUGGGCACCGACCACGGCCUUCUCAUGAGACAGUUGGUGGAGACGUGUGCCAGACUGCAGCAGCUGAGCUUGUCUCAGGUUAGCUUCAGUGACGAUGAUGGCACCAGAUCCAGGCUGCUGCAGAACAUCCUGAUAUCAAGCUGUGAGCUGAAGAGCUUCAGGCUGACCUUCAGCAACGUGAGCACAGAGAGCCCCGCCCACCUGGCAUCUGGUCUGGAACACUGCCACCAUCUGGAAGAGCUGGACUUCUCUAACAACAGCCUCUGUAAGGAGGACACAGAGCUACUGAUAGGAGCCCUUCAGAGAACCUGCAGACUGAAGAGGCUGCACCUCAGUCAUUUGCCACUGGAAACCUCCUCUCUGGACUUGCUUGUUCAAGGAUUAAGCAACAUGACCCUGCUGCAGGACCUUUGUUUGAAGCACAGCCAGAUUGGAGACAUGGGCACUCAGCACUUAGCUGCCAUCUUGCCAAGGCUGCCAGGUCUCAGGAAACUAGACCUCUCAGGGAACAGGAUUGGCCCGGCUGGGGGAAUGCAGCUGGUCAAGUCUCUCACCCAUUUCAAGAACUUGGAGGAGAUCAUACUGGGCAACAACACUCUGGGGGAUCCCACAGCCCUGGAGCUGGCUCAGAGAUUUCCCCCACAACUCAGGGUCCUGUGCCUGACAUCCAGCCAUCUGGGUCCAGAGGGGGCCCUGUGCCUGGCCCAGGCCCUGGAGCAAUGCCCACACAUAGAAGAGGUCAGCUUGGCAGAGAAUAACCUAGCUGGAGGUGUCCCACAUUUCUCCAAGAGGCUCCCACUGCUUAAACAAAUCAACCUGGUGUCCUGCAAGAUUGAAGACCAAGCUGCCAAGCACCUUGCCACCAACCUCACGCUCUGCCCAGCCCUGGAAAAACUCUUGCUGUCCUGGAAUCACCUUGGUGAUGAGAUGGCUGCUGAGUUGGCCCAGGUCCUGCCACAGAUGGGGCAGCUGAAGAGAGUAGACUUGGAGAAGAACCAGAUCACAGCAUGUGGAGCCCAACUCCUGGCUCAAGGGCUGGUCCAUGGAUCCUGCGUCCCAGUCAUCCGCCUCUGGAACAACCCUAUUCCUGCCUGUGUGGCCCAGAGUCUGCAGAGCCAGGAACCCAGGCUGGACUUCUCCUUCUUUGAGCAGCAGCCCCAGACUCUUUGAGGAACCUGAUGGACCUCUCAAGACAACCACGUCACCCACCAGGAGAGGGGGCUCAGAAGAACAUCAAUUGGGACAGCAUCCUAUGAAUGCCCCAGGAGAGAAGAGCACAUUUUUCCUGUCACAAUCCUUAGGAGGCACAUUCUUAGGGACUGAGAGCUUUGUAUGACCAAAAGAGGAUCAUAUAUCAUAUAUCAUACAUGACAUGUGUUACCAAAUGGGACAUGGACAUUAUGAGAGCACUAUGAUGUCAUAUAUACAGGAAAGGCUAUGUAUGGUGCACUCUGACCUCUCAACAUGGGAAGGUUAUACUCAAAAUAGGUCAAAUACAGUAUUACCUGGAACUUCUGGCAUGACACCUGGUCAGAACCCCUUAGCACUGUAAUUAGCAGUGCACAUGAUCAGGAAUCCACCUAUGACAUGAUGUCCAUAUCACAUGACACUCAGCUUGCCAGGGGACCACAGACAAGUCCAAGACCUAAUUUAUUACUAGUUAAAAAAAAAACAUGAAGUUAAGCUAAUGGUACAGGCUAUGCUACAUGAACAACCUUUUAGCUGUUCGGGAAGCUGAGGCAGAAGGAUUGUAUGUUCAAGGCUAGCCUGGGUAAUUUAGUAAGAUUCUGUCUCAAAAGGUCAGAAAGGGCUGGGGAUAUGGCCCCGUGUUAGAGUGCUUCCUAGCAUGUGUGAAGCCCUAACCUCAAUGCUCAUACCACUUUUAAAAAGUAUUUAGAAGCCAUUUCUGGAGGUCCUUUUGUCUUGUGCUAGGAGGGGGUUAAGUAUUGAGUGGCCCAAUGGUCAGGGGUCUGGGAUUCGCUAAGGACUCAGCAUGAAGUCCUCUCCUGCCAGAGCCUUAAUUCUCCUUUCUGCUAAUUGGGUUCUGAGGAAUUCCAGCCCGGGCUUAAGAGCUAACCUGACCUAGGGCAGUUCAUACUCACCUCUUCUUUCCCGGCUUAAGGGACAAAGUCAAGCCAAGGGUUUAGGGAUAGGCACUUCCAGAAGAGUAGACAAGGCUACUAGGUCUACCCUACCCACUACCUCAGCAGGAUUCAGAAACCACUUGAACCACGAUGUUUUGUUUUGUGACUUCCAAAAAGGGGGAGGAUAGGCUCACUACAUUCCGUGUCAAACAAUCAAUAAAGUGUAUCUGGUGUCUGAUAA
Molecule: messenger RNA, 9765 nt
Organism: Rattus norvegicus (Norway rat)
Lineage: Eukaryota; Metazoa; Chordata; Mammalia; Rodentia; Muridae
Gene: Nlrc5
Product: NLR family, CARD domain containing 5
Biological process (GO): negative regulation of canonical NF-kappaB signal transduction; negative regulation of type I interferon-mediated signaling pathway; innate immune response
Cellular component (GO): cytosol; nucleus; cytoplasm
Molecular function (GO): ATP binding; nucleotide binding
Source: RefSeq, a predicted model, not a curated record